Messenger RNA from Paralichthys olivaceus (Japanese flounder), 636 nucleotides. NCBI's taxonomy places the organism in Eukaryota, Metazoa, Chordata, Actinopteri, Pleuronectiformes, Paralichthyidae. The record is from RefSeq and is a predicted model, not a curated record.
GUGCUGGAGAAAUUCAUGUCUCGUCUGGUGCAGAACCGGGUGAUGGCUCACAAGGACCUGAGGACUCUCAGCAAAUACCAGCUCAUCCUCGCCAGAGACCAGUUCCGCAAAAACCCACCACCGCAUCUCAAGGGUCCACAGCAGGGGAUGCUGGAGGGCGACUUUGCCCUCUGCAUCAGCAUGUACCACGGAUACGAGCUGCUGAUGCAGAUGGGGCUGCGAUCGCUCUUUUUUUACAUCCAGGGAAUUGUGGACAGAUCCAGAGAGAUGUCCAGGGCGAGGAAUGAGCUACAGAGGACUCCCACCUUCAUGGACCUCUACCAUGAGAUGGAAGUGAUGUUUGUGAAGCCGUCUGCUGGUCCAGAUGAGCCGUUCAUUUACAGUCACCCCAAACUGGAGAAACUGGAAGGGGUGGUGCUGCAGCAUUUCAGACAGUGGGCUGAGAGCUCAGCAGACAAUGAUGCUCUUCGGGCGGAGAGCACACGGGUGAUGAUCUUCUCAUCUUUCCGGGAAAGUGUGCAGGAGAUCGCCGACAUGUUGAACCGCCACGCUCCGAUGAUCAAGGUCAUGACCUUUAUGGGCCAGGCCUCGGCUGGGAAGGGGGUCAAAGGCUUCACCCAGAAGGAACAGCUGGAG